AUGACCAUCAAGAGCUCCGAAGUCCUCCUAGGAAGUGGUAACUACUACCACUGGGAGUAUAACAUGCGCAUGACAUUGGCACGCAAGGGUCUACUGGCGCAUGUUGAGGUUGUGAAGCCCGAGAACAAGGUCACCUAG
Peronospora matthiolae is the source of this 138-nucleotide messenger RNA. NCBI's taxonomy places the organism in Eukaryota, Oomycota, Peronosporomycetes, Peronosporales, Peronosporaceae. The record is from the annotation of a GenBank genome assembly.